UACGCUGACACAGAAGAAUGGCAUCAAGGUGGGUGCUGGCUCUCUGUGCAGCGUGGAGGAAGUUUGUUUAGCUGUCGGGGAGCUGAUUGGACAUGGCUCUAUCAAGUCUGCAGCUCAAAUGAUAUAUCAGAUGCUGCAGAUCUUCUCUCAGUCUGUUGUUGAGAGCGUAUGUUUUUUGCCACCAUCUGUUGGGGCAGAGGCAUCAGAGCCAGGAACAUAAAAAGGUUCAAUAACCUGAUAAAGAAAGCUAGUUCUGUUCUGUGGCACCUCUGAAGAUUAUUAUGCAAAGAAGGAUUCUUCAUAGAAUCAAGAAAAUUAUGGACAACCCUGGUCAUCCUCUUCAUGAGACUGUCUUGGAAAAACAGUGUCUACAGUCAGAAGCUUUUUCAGAUUUGCUCUAAUACAGACUGCUACAAGAGAUCUUUCCUGCCAUUAGCUAUACCUACAAUAACUCUCUGAAGAAAAUGAAUUAAUAUGAGUAACAACAACAUUUAUUUCUCCUUUGGAAUCAAUAAAGCAUUUUUGAAUUUGAAUUUUAUUCAUAGUUUCCUGUAGUCAGUGUCACUGAUCUAACAAUGUCUUUUUAAGGCAUUAAAAACAAGUUUUAAUGCAUAACCCAUUAAAAAAAUACCUCAUGAACAUUGAUUCAGUGUCUCUCAAUACAAGUUAUGCAUUAUGUAAAUUAUAACUUACAGUAUCUUGUUUUAUUUUUAAACCCUUUUUGGACUUGCCAUGUUCUGGAUAACUAAGAACAAGUAGGUAGAAAUAAAUAUCUGGGAAGUAUUACUUAAACUUAAGGCUCAAAGCACGAGGAGUGUCUUUAGAAAAAUGUUCAGAUUUAAUUUUGUGGUUUUAAAGGCUGUUCGUUAACGAUGGUAAGAAAUAAAGGCCUGCUGUCUUUUCUAUCUGUCAGUUGCUAUGCUCUCUCUCUCCUCUGGUCUCAAUGUGUUAUGAGACAGAUAAUCUGUGAAAACAUCAAGCUCUUCCGAUCACAGCGGACGCGCGUCCAGAUAUAGUGCAGACGCUGAUUCCGCUGCGCGCGCGCGUAUGUGAUACUUCGUUAGAAUCUUCUCCUCCCUCCCUUCGGUUCUACUACAUCUCCUUGAUUGCAGCAGGAAAAUGAAGCAACACAGAAACAUUUGCAGUUCAUUCGUGAUUCGAGCAGCAGGUUUAGGACGCUGCCCGAGAGGCGAACCUCUGAGCUCCGACGCCAUUGGGUGGAGGAAAACUGGGAUGCGCUUUCUGAGCAGAUUGUCGCCUGGCUGUGUGGACGCCCUCUGAAAAUGGUGUAGCCUAUAAUAAUAAUCCCGGCGCAGGCAGGCCGCUUCUGCUCCAAGGCGAUGUGUGACGGAAGGGAAAAUUGGGCUUUUUCUUCUUACACCGGACGCUUCUGAGAUGAGGGAUAAAAAGAGGAGGAAGAAGAAAUUGGCGUUUGAUUUUUAGGUUCGGAUUACAGCACACCGACAUGGAUUCUAUUUAGGAGUAGUUUUCUAUUAUUAUUAUUGUUAUUAUUAUUUAUGAUUUUCAUUCAAACCCUUUUUUGUGGGGGCGAGCAAGGAGCGAUGAUUUGAUGCGGGAGAUACGCCACAUUCAUGGCGAACACAACAGAGUUCGGGGAGAGCAGCGCGUCCUUCCACAGCUAUGCAUCCACGGCCUCUGCGGUCAAGCUGGCCUCCCUGGGGCUGAUCAUGGGCGCGAGUCUGCUGGGCAACGCGUCGCUGUCGCUGCUGCUGCUGAAGGACAGUUCGCUGCACAAGGCUCCCUACUACUUCUUGCUGGACCUGUGCCUGGCCGACGUGCUGCGCUCGGCCGUCUGCUUCCCCUUCGUGAUGGCGUCUAUCGGAGCCGGUUCCGACUGGCCGUAUGGCGCGCUCAGCUGCAAAAUUGUCGCCUUCAUGUCGGUGCUCUUCUGCUUCCACGUCGCCUUCCUGCUUUUCUGCGUCAGCGUCACCCGCUAUAUGGCGAUCGCCCAUCACCGCUUCUACUCCAAGCGCAUGAACCUGUGCACGUGCGUGGCGGUCAUCUGCAUGGUGUGGACCCUGUCCGUGGCCAUGGCCUUCCCGCCAGUGUUCGACGUGGGCACCUACAAGUUCGUGCCCGAGGAGGAGCAGUGCACGUUCGAGCACCGCUACGUCAAGUCCAACGACACGCUGGGCUUCAUGCUGAUGCUCGUGGUCAUUGUGGGCACCACACACGUGGUUUACGUGAAGAUGCUGUGCUUCGUAUACGACCACCGCAAGAUGAAGCCGGCCCAACUGGUACCGGCCAUCAGCCAGAACUGGACCUUCCAUGGGCCCGGAGCCACCGGGCAAGCCGCAGCCAAUUGGAUCGCUGGCUUCGGGCGUGGGCCGACGCCGCCUACGCUAGUGGGCAUCCGGCAGGCGUCGUACCCUGGCAACAGGAGGCUGCUGGUGCUGGACGAGUUUAAGACGGAGAAGCGCAUCGGGAAGAUGUACUUCCUGAUCACGCUGGCCUUCCUCGUUCUGUGGGCGCCUUACAUUAGCGCGUGCUACCUGAGGAUAUUCGUGCGAGGGGCUCCCAUCCCGGAGCUUCACCUGACAGCCGCGGUGUGGAUGAGCUUCGCCCAGGCGGGUGCCAACCCCAUCAUCAGCUUCAUGUUCAAUAAGGAGCUACGGGUUAGACUCAGAGCCUGCUUUUCCUGCUGCCUGGGAACACAGACACCUAUGGAACCAUACUGUAUCAUAUGAACCCCUAGGCCCCGCUCCCCAAAUAUACAGCCAAAGACUGACAUUUAUGCACUGUAAAAACUGCUGACUCAAAAUGAACCGGAUGUGUAAGUUUGCUCAAACAGGGACUUUGUUUGGGUUAUUUGACCAGCUUACACUGAUCAAAACAAACUGGUAUGGUUUAACUAAUAAAAGUGGUCUGUAUACAUUUUAUCUGGGAAGAUUUUAAUCUAAAGUCUAUAAGUUUAAUACGUAAAAUUCUAAUAAAUUUAAUAAUACCAGUUUUGAACAUGUUUAAAAAUUCAGUCAGAUAAAUAAGGUUCAUGUUGCUAAGCUGUCUUUUUACUCCCAAGUUAAAAAGAAACGGUUUGUAAUUAUGACACCAUGUUAUUAAUAUGAAAUAGCUACAUAACCAGAGUGUGACAACUUUAUGGGAAAACCAGAAUUUUUUGUUAAUGUUUACAAAAUUCCCUUGAAAGAAUCUGAUCAGUGUAGAAAAGUCCAAUCCAUGUUUGAUAACUCCAGUUAUUUAAGACUUUUGUCAAAAUAGUGGAUUCUAACGGUGAUAACGUUUGAAAAUGUUUCCUUUUGUUUUUUCACCGAUAUGACAUUUUUACAAAUGUCCAACUGGUCAGGUUCAGAUUUCACCACUCUACAUAUUAUAGGGCUUUUUCUCACCUAUAUUUUCUUAGGUUUUGUCCAAGUCAGUUGAGUUUCUUCGCUUGUAACUUUCUCCUUUUGUUCAGUUUCUCCGGGCACUCAAAGUGAAAACCAUAGUCUGAUCAUUGGUCAGUUGUGUCUGUGGCAGGAGUAUGAAAUGUAAACACAGGAAGCAUAUUUUGUGUGCUGAGCUUAUAGAAAAUACAGAUAAUUUAAUCUUAUCAGUAGUGUGUUUCUGGGUAUUUCAGGGGCAGUGGCCCAAGGCUCUGAUUUUUGAGGGCCGCCCAAAGAUUUUUCUUAACUUUUUUCUUUUUUUAAAAAAAUAAAUAAAAAAUACAUGCUUUGCAAACAUUGCACUUGAUACAAAACUCACAAGCUGCUACCAGGGGAGUUGUACUAAUGUUUUUGGAUUUUUUAUUAAUAUAAACAAUAUUCAAGUGUUUGAAAAGGGGAUUUAGUAGAUUUCUUUGGAAACAGCAUGAAAGUAUUGGCAGGGGAUAUAUUAAAUCUACCAUUCAUCAAUUCAAACCUGCUCAUUUGUUGGCUAUGUAUUAAUGUUCUAUAAUUUGCAUUAGUGAAACUAAUUUUCUGUUGUCAAUAGAGCACCAUAACUAAAUCCAGCCCAGGGCCCACAUCCUUGUAAAUCCAGCCCUGUCUACAGAAUAAUUUUGAGAAUACAUCUUGAAAAUUGCAUAGUUCUAUGCUUUACGAAGAAAAAAAUGUUUAGCCAAUUUUUCAAAACUAGGUCUCUAGUGCAAAGUAAAGUCAAUAAAACACCAAUUAACUGAAAUUAAUGUCAUUAUACCAUGUAACUUUUCCAUCUUAACAUUUUUUACUUUAUGCUGGAGAAGAAGUGACAUCUCAUUAGGUCAUUCAAAAUGUAAAAAAUGGUGAAGAAUGAUGCUGUUCCUUCUGCUCUCUUUGCAGACAAAAACUGUGGGUUUUUGAGGGGUUUUGCCUGAUGUUUGAUUAAAAAAAACUACUCAAGUUUUCUCCCAGCAGCAUAAAACCGACAUUUGAAUAAUAAAAAAAUAACCCAGCAGUUCUUGUGUAACAGCUUAGCUGUUACAGAACGUGUUCUCAAUAUGCCCUAAACACAGGAAAGGAUGGGCUGUGAAAAUUAUGGGGAAGGAAAACUUUUAGUAUUGCUACAUUUUUAAUUUUGGCCAAACCUUUUACUCAUAUUAAUCCUAAAAUAUUUAUUAUACUGUAUACUAACCCUACACUUUAACUUUAAAAUUCAGCUUAGCAAUAAAGGUAGCAACAAAGGACCUGUGUGACGCAACAUUAUGUGGAAGGACACCAUGAGUUAAUUUAUAUUUUAUGCAUGUAGAUUAUGAUGUUUCAGGACAAGUGUUCCUUGGCUGGAUUUUGAUUUGCUCCACAACAACACAUGCCACUGUCUUUUGGCUACAUUCUGAAAUGAUUUCCCAUGACUUGAAACAAGCACUGUUAAAAAGCCAGAGGCUAAGGCAUGAGUCGACUUCUCAAGAGCCUAGGAGAUGCUAACAGUUGUAAUUUAAUGUUGUUUUUCUUUUGUGUGUUUAAGGUAGUUUUAGAAAACUAUCUGCUACAACUUCAGGGCAGCUCUGUGGCGCCAACUUUGUCAUCCGUGACAGAAUUUGUUUUACAUUUGAAUACCCAGCAUAAGGUGCAGAGCUUGUUUUUUGUGAAUGAAUACAAUAUACAAUAUACUGCUGUAAAUACUGUAAAUCCCCAUCAUCAUUCUUUUCUAACCUUAUUUCAAGCUGUCAGUUUAAAUAUGUUGUUUAUUCCAUCAUCUAAUCUUUGUGUAGAGCAAAGUAUUCAAACUCGCUUUGAAAAUACUCUUUCAUCAGUUGCGUCAAGAGACUGGUUGAUUUACACUGGUUGCAAUCAGACACACACUCCAGUCAACGUCCCUUUUUCCAUAGAUGUGUCUGAGACUCUGAACAAUUUAGUGCUUUGAAAACAACUUUGCAUUUCCUAGCAAAUAAAUAGAAAAGAUACAAUUUUUGGGCUUUGUUGUCAACUGUGUUUGAAGUCUUUCUGAACAGUUUCUGUAUAUUGUAUGGUCAUUAUUCUUUCAUCAGCUGA
Messenger RNA from Gambusia affinis (western mosquitofish), 5423 nucleotides. RefSeq names its product G protein-coupled receptor 27 (gene gpr27). NCBI's taxonomy places the organism in Eukaryota, Metazoa, Chordata, Actinopteri, Cyprinodontiformes, Poeciliidae. Gene Ontology annotation, cellular component: plasma membrane. The transcript has a single exon. Bases 1593 to 2708 code for a protein of 371 amino acids. Gene Ontology annotation, biological process: G protein-coupled receptor signaling pathway. Gene Ontology annotation, molecular function: G protein-coupled receptor activity. The record is from RefSeq and is a predicted model, not a curated record.